UAUAUAAGCCCAUUCUUCCUCUUCUUCCUAAUCCACUCACCGUCUUCUCUCUCCCCAUGCCGCCCUUAAAUUCAUCUCCCCUCGACCACCUUUUCGAUAUCGCCACCACUUCUGUGGUCGACAUCCUCAAAUCCCUCCCCACUCCUCUGCCUGCUCCGUCGCCAGCUCCCAGUGACCUCACCGUCUCUGACUACCUCGAGUCCCCUGAUCUGAUUUCCAGCGCACUGCCGACUUCGAUGGGCUGUUUCUGCAACGAUCCCCGACCAUCAUCCCCUUCUGAGCUCUGCCUCACUCUGAACAUCCCCCGCACCACCGCCCCGAAGGUGGAGUGGCUCGAUUCAACCGGAUCCGGACUCGAUUCGAUCGACGGCAGGGGAUACCGCGGCGUACGGAAGCGGCCGUGGGGGAAGUUCGCGGCGGAGAUCCGCGAUCCCAAACGAAAGGGAUCCAGGAUUUGGCUUGGCACGUUCGACACCGCAGUGGAGGCCGCGCGGGCUUAUGACAGUGCCGCGUUCGAGAUGCGAGGAAGCAAAGCGAUUCUCAAUUUUCCAAACGAGGUUCGAAGUUCGCCGGAGAAGAGGAGGUGGGAGGAUGAGGAGCAACAGGAGACGCAGGUGGUGAAGAGGGAGAGGACGGGGGAACCAGAGAGGAGGAAUGUUCUGGAGAGUGAGGUACUGACGCCGUCAAGUUGGACGGCGGUGUGGGAGAGCGCGGACGUGACAGAGAUGUUCAGCUUGCCGCCGUUAUCGCCAUUAUCUCCGCACCCAACGUUAGGGUUUCUGCAGCUGAUGGUGAUUUGAAUGCUAAUAUCGGGUAUAGAAAUAUUUGAGCGCUACACACGGAGGGUAUCGAGGAUUUUAUCUACGUUAGAUCUCUAUAACCUCCCUGUAACAUAUCUAUAACUUAAGAAUAAAUGAAAAUAGAAGAGCGAAACUUAUUAGUUAUAGGUAGGUUACAGGGAGCUUACAUGGGGUAUAAUGUAGAUAUAACCCCCAAUAUCCUUCCUAUAACCUAUCAGACGUAAUAUUUCUCGAACGUUUCUCAGGAAUGAAUGGAUUAAAAAAUGGGGGAAAUCCUGAAUAUAAUACUAUUUUUUAUAUGUAAAUUACGUGCAAGGUUUCUCUGUAUUGUUUGGCUCUGUUUAUCCUAUUUUAUUGAUUUAUUUAGUGAGAACAUCCUUGUGUAUGUAUGUAAAAAUUUUAAA
Molecule: messenger RNA, 1204 nt
Organism: Phalaenopsis equestris
Lineage: Eukaryota; Viridiplantae; Streptophyta; Magnoliopsida; Asparagales; Orchidaceae
Product: ethylene-responsive transcription factor ERF105-like
Exons: 2
Coding region: 57-800 (247 amino acids)
Biological process (GO): regulation of DNA-templated transcription; ethylene-activated signaling pathway
Molecular function (GO): DNA-binding transcription factor activity; DNA binding
Source: RefSeq, a predicted model, not a curated record